Molecule: messenger RNA, 1248 nt
Organism: Euleptes europaea (tarantolino)
Lineage: Eukaryota; Metazoa; Chordata; Lepidosauria; Squamata; Sphaerodactylidae
Gene: NFYA
Product: nuclear transcription factor Y subunit alpha
Exons: 10
Coding region: 148-1191 (347 amino acids)
Biological process (GO): regulation of transcription by RNA polymerase II
Cellular component (GO): CCAAT-binding factor complex
Molecular function (GO): DNA-binding transcription factor activity, RNA polymerase II-specific; RNA polymerase II cis-regulatory region sequence-specific DNA binding
Source: RefSeq, a predicted model, not a curated record
UUGGGCGCCAUUUUGCGCGGCGGCUGAGUAGAGGCGCUGAUUGGGUUUCGGGGACCGGUGGCGGAGCCAAUCAGAGCGGGACCCGAACCGGGGGAGCAAGGCACGGAUUGCAGUUGAAGCUCGUUGUAUAGAAGACUGAAAAAAAACAUGGAGCAGUACACAGCAAACAGCAACAGCUCGACGGAACAGAUAGUUGUACAAGCUGGACAGAUUCAGCAACAGCAGCAGGGUGGUGUCACUGCUGUCCAGUUGCAGACUGAGGCUCAGGUGGCAUCUGCCUCAGGCCAGCAAGUCCAGACCCUCCAGGUAGUGCAGGGUCAGCCAUUAAUGGUACAAGUGAGUGGAGGUCAGUUGAUCACAUCAACUGGUCAGCCAAUCAUGGUGCAGGCUGUACCGGGGAGUCAAGGUCAGACCAUUAUGCAAGUUCCAGUUUCAGGAUCCCAAGGACUGCAACAGAUUCAGUUGGUCCAGCCUGGUCAGAUUCAGAUUCAGGGUGGCCAAGCUGUGCAAGUUCAAGGUCAGCAGGGCCAGACACAGCAAAUCAUCAUCCAGCAGCCCCAAACUGCAGUUACCGCUGGCCAGACACAGACCCAGCCGCAAAUUGCUGUUCAAGGUCAGCAGGUGGCGCAGACAGCUGAGGGCCAGACAAUUGUCUAUCAACCAGUUAAUGCUGAUGGAACAAUUCUUCAACAAGUUACAGUCCCUGUUACAGGCAUGAUCACCAUCCCAGCAGCCAGUUUGGCAGGAGCCCAGAUAGUUCAGACUGGAGCCAACACCAACACAACCAGCAGUGGACAAGGGACGGUAACUGUGACACUGCCUGUUGCUGGAAAUGUGGUCAAUUCAGGUGGAAUGGUGAUGAUGGUGCCAGGGACUGGAUCUGUGCCAGCUAUCCAGAGGAUACCUUUGCCUGGAGCAGAGAUGCUUGAAGAGGAACCGCUGUAUGUGAAUGCUAAACAGUACCACCGGAUUCUAAAGAGGCGGCAAGCAAGGGCCAAGCUGGAAGCAGAAGGGAAAAUCCCUAAAGAGCGAAGGAAAUAUCUGCAUGAGUCCCGCCAUCGUCAUGCCAUGGCAAGGAAGCGGGGAGAAGGUGGACGUUUUUUCUCACCGAAAGAAAAGGAUAGCCCUCACAUGCAGGAUCCAACCCAAGCAAAUGAAGAAGCAAUGACACAGAUGAUUAGAGUGUCUUAACAGUCAGCUAUAGAACGAAGCACCUGGACAAAUAGUGUAUCUCCUGUUUCCUACCCU